AUGUAUCUCCCUCUCCCUCUCCCUCUCCCUCUCUCUCUCUCUUUAUAUAUGCCAUUUUGAGCAGAUCUCGCCUUAUACGACAACUCUGUUUUAUUAUCUCUGUCGAACCGGUUCGCUUCGCUGCGUAUACGUAAUAUACAUGCGUGUGCAUGCGCGUGUGUGUGUGUGUGUGCUCUGCUUUUAUCUAGUCUGUCGCUUUUAUUUGGGCGCCCCUUUGUGUGUGUGUGUGUUAAUUACACACAUUUGUACCUGCUGCUUCUGUUAUUUUCGACUCUGUCUGCAUUCGAGCGUGAUUUUGUUUUCAAAAAUUUGCGCUAUUUUGCAUGUCGCUGCGCAGUCAAAAAUCGCGCAUACGCCGCGUUUCAUUCGUUUAGACAAAAUAAUAUUGUGACACUUGAAAAACUCGCUUAAUUAGCGAGGGUCGUUUAUGGAGUUGCGGCAAGAUGUGUAUUUACGAAACUUGUAUUUAUCAUGACUUUUUGGACUUCCUAAAUUAGCUAUAAACUUGGGUUUUUCUGUUAAUCAUUUAGCAAAUGUUAUUGCUUGUUUUAUCACAAAACCUGAAAGCCAAUUUGCCAUUGUCAUUUGCCGAAGCUUCUUUCCUUGAGUUAGAGCACGGCCAAUGAAAGUUGAACGUAGUUGACACAGUCGAAAUGCAAAUAAGAGAAUUCCAGAGUCGAGUUGUGUUCUACCCUGAACCCAGAGCUAGACAUGGGACGCUUUGCUGUGCUUCCCCUUGCCCCUGCCUACGGUCUCCAUAGUCCGAUCUGACAGAUCUCAUCUGUGGCUCAGCUCAGUCUUUCGAUCAAGAAUAUAUAUGUAUACCCUAUGGAGUCGGAAAUGGUUUCAGGCUAUAAUAAAAAUGCAGCAACAUUUAUUGUGUGGCACGUACUUAAUUGCUUUUAAUUGAAAACGAAGUUGCGGGUUCAAGAGUUCAGCGAACAGCAACAACAACAAGAGAGGCAACAACUUGAAUGAAUUCUUAGAAAUCGUUUAGUGCAGUCGAUAGGAGAACGUCCCAAUUGAACGCUUAAAAUAUGCUGCGAUGGCAACCAGCGGCAAUCACAGUCAACGCCUCAGCUGCACGGGCAGCCUGAGCAGUAACAGCAGCCACGCCCACAGCAAUGGGCUGCUGGUCACGUUGCCGCGCAAGCGACGGCCACGUGCCGCAGGCGAAGUAAGCGUCACGUGCCCGGCGAGCAGUGUCUACCUAAAUGCCGAGCCAAGUGCGGAGCACAGUCCGAGCCAGGCUCCGCCCGAGCCGGAGCCCAUCUAUCAGAACGAGGCGGCGGCCAUCAGUCAGCGGGCGCGGCAGCGUCAACGUCGCCUACCGCUGCAUCAGAGCGUGCUGCGCGUCAGCUAUGUGGAGCAGGGCAGAGAGUCCAUGGUGGUCAGCAGCUUUGUAGAUGACUCGGAUCACUAUUACGAGACGCUGGCGCCGCUGGGCAACAAGCGGCACUCGACGCAGCUGUCGCCGGGUCAGCAUCGGGUCUCGCAGCGGCGCGGCAAGCAGCAUUCGGCGUCGGCGCAGGCGCUGGGCCAGCAUCAGAGCAACUCGGAUGACUACGACUCCUUCGAGACGGACAGCGAUGAGCACACGGAGCCGGAGCAGCGCUUGCAACACCACAAUGACAGCGGCGUGGACAUGCGCAAUCAUCGCCUGCCGGAGCCACCGGCGCCGCAGAACCAGGUGUAUGCGAUUGUGCGCAAAUUCAAGGACUUCAUCUCCAGCAAGAAGUCGCCCAAGAGCAGUCAGCAGAAGCUCUACGAGAACAGCAGCUCCGGCUCCCAGUUCUAUGUGGAGUGUCGCAACAGGAGCAAGCAGGAGCAGUACGAGACCGCCGCCCGCUCGCUGAGCAACUCCGAGCGCAAUCUGCUGGCCAGCCAGAGCCCCCAGGAGCAGCAGCUACAGCAGCCCGCCUCGGCUGGCAGCCUGCUGCGAGCCAAGCCAAAGAAUGGCAAGAGCCUGCGCUCGCGGCUGCGCAAGAGCCUGGUGGGCAACUCCUUCGAUACCAAACAGCUGUCGGCGCUGACGCCGACGCGCAGCACCUUCUACAUCGAGGAUCCGCCGUCGCAGCAGCAGCUGCUGGCGCUGCAGCAGGCGCAGCACGGCUCCGGCGAGCUGGACUCGGGCUUCUCGGAGAAGGCCUCCUCCGGCGACCUGCCCGUCGUGCUGCCUGCGCCGCACGACGACGUCGAGGCGCACAAGUUCUCGACGGUUGCACGCAAAACCAAAAAGGAGGCCAAGGCCCUCCGGCGCCGCACCACAAUUGGCGUGCGUCCACACGAGCCGCCCCCGCCGCCGCCAGCGGCAGUCGAGCUGCGCGGCAACAGAACGCAACAGGAUGCACAUUCACCCACCUCCUGGUAUGCCGAAUGCGGCGUCUUCAAGCAGUCAACAUCUACAACAACAACAGCAUCAACAACUGAGCUGACCACGCCCACGCCCAGUGCCAAUGGCGGCGGCAGCAGCUCGUGGUAUGCCGAGUCAGGUCUCUACCAGACCAGCGGCAUAUCAGUGGCCAGUUCGAGCGGCAGCUCCGGCGUCUCCACGGGCAACGAGGCGGGCCUGGGCGAUGAGCUGCAGCCGCACAGUUUGUUCGACAACGAGCCCCUCUACCAGGUCUACAGCGCCGCCAAGCUGGAGUCCAUUACGCGCGACCUGGAGGCACAGGAGGGCUCCACGGAUGGCUACGAGGAGAUUGGCCACACCAAGGCACAGCCGACGCAGCGGAAGGCGCGUCCCAGCGCUCUGCAGCUGGUCGAGCCCAAGAAUGGGCCAUCCCGCACGCUCUGGAGCGAAAUACCCGAGGUCAUCCAUUCCUGCAUCUUGCCUACGUUGACGCCCCGGGAGCGCGGCCUGCAGGAGGCCAAGUUCGAGAUCAUGACGUCUGAGGCGAGCUACCUGAAAUCCCUGAAUCUGCUGCGUCGCCAUUUCAUGAACAAUGCCGCCUUCUGCGACAGCUCCGUGCUGAGCACGCGCGACCGCAAGGCGCUCUUCUCCUACAUUGUGCCCGUGCACGAGUGCUCGGAGCGUCUGCUCACCGAGCUGGAGUGCUGCUGGCAGAACAACAUCAUGCUGCUGGGGCUGAGCCGCUGCAUCUACGAGAUUGCCGAGCGGCAUUUCCAUGUGUACAUCACGUUCUGCGAGCACCAGGGCCGCAUGGAUCGCACGCUGCGUCGCCUCAAGGAGGCGAAGAGCGGCGCCUUCCAGCAGCAGCUGGAGAAGCUCGAAGCCAGCCCCAGCUGCUGUGGUCUCAAUCUGCACUCGUUCCUCAUGCUGCCUAUGCAGCGAAUCACGCGGCUGCCACUGCUCAUCGAUGCCGUGUUCAGCAAGGAGUCACCGCACAAUGCCGACGAGUACGAGAGCUGGAAGCUGACGCUGGCGCUCGUCCAGAAGAUCGUUGCGCAGUGCAACGAGGCGGCCAAUCGCUGUGAGCAGGCCUACGAAUUGGAGCGUAUUUCCAAGCAGCUCGAGUUCCCCACCCAUAUACGCGCCCUGGCCAUAGCGCCGAUGGGCGUGCCCAAGCAGGGCGCCAAACCGCGUUUCCUGGUCAAACGGGGCGAGCUGACGCAUCUCAUGUGGCGCGGCGACGAUGCCAAGCUGACGUUCGGCAAACGCUUCACCAAGUCUAGCAUCUAUGCGUUCCUCUUUUCCGACCUGCUGGUGCUCUGCAAGCGCAAGGGCGAGUCUAACUUCACGGUGUUCGACUACUGCCCCCGCAGCAUGCUGACCCUGGCGUCGGGCGACUCACUGCCCCAGCUGCCCACCAAAGACAUCAAGGAUCCGACUAGUAAAAAUCUCAUGCUGAUGACGCUGCUGGAGAACCACGAACGCAAGACCAUAGAACUUGUGCUGUCCUGUCCGUCGGUAUCCGAUCAGCAGCGCUGGCUGGAGGCCAUGCGUCCACCGGAGGCGGAAACGCCUGGCGAGAAAUUGUACGAGUCCUGGGACUGUCCGCAGGUCAUUGCCAAGCACAGCUACGAAUCUGAUGAGCCAGAUGUGCUACAGCUGGAGCUGGGCGACGUGGUAAACGUCUCACGCAAGCUGCCUGAUGGCUGGUACCAGGGCGAACGCAUCAGGGACGGCGCCGUCGGCUGGUUCCCCGGCAGCUACACGGAGGAGCUGAACUCGUCCCAUGUACGCGCCCGCAAUCUGAAGCAGCGCCAUCGCCUGCUCACCUUUACCGCCACCUACCUGGAGGCGCAAAAGGGCAAAUGAUUCUCGACUCCGCCAUCUCCCAACCGGCCACUCAUAGUUGGCCGAGUAUUCAAAUAUUAUAGUCCAUCAAAAGAUAUAAUUUGUAUAAGUACAUAUAUACAACAAUUUAGGA
Drosophila novamexicana is the source of this 4334-nucleotide messenger RNA. RefSeq names its product rho guanine nucleotide exchange factor 15-like. Gene Ontology annotation, molecular function: protein binding; guanyl-nucleotide exchange factor activity. Lineage: Eukaryota; Metazoa; Arthropoda; Insecta; Diptera; Drosophilidae. The coding region runs from base 1046 to 4222 and encodes 1058 amino acids. Gene Ontology annotation, biological process: activation of GTPase activity. The record is from RefSeq and is a predicted model, not a curated record. The transcript has 7 exons.